UGAUUAAGCUUAUAAAUACGAAUUUUGUUAAUGAGUGGAACAGCUCAUUUGAUAAAGUAGUAAUCUAGUAUGUAUGUAAUAGAAAAAUUUAGGUUCGAGUCCCAAAUUUUUUCUUCGUAUAAAAUCCAUAUAUGAUUUUGAUCUUUUUGCUUCUGUUUCAUGUUUGGUCAGCUGAAUUAUCAUUAACCUUGCUGUUUUCCUCGCUUCUUCAUUACGUUUGCAUCUCUUCAGAUAUCUUACUUUUUUUGAAAUACUUCAUUUACAGAAAGCAUGGAAUAUACAAAAAGUAGUAAACUUAUGUUGAAAUUAUUUUAUUAUCCAAGGCUGCGCGUAUUAACAGUCACUAGUAAAUAGCUAUUGUUCAAUAUGAUAGAAUAAUAACAUCAAUUCAGACACACAGUUUGAAGAAUUGCAUUUCCAUACAAGAUAUGUAAUUAAAACAUAUAUGCUACUGUUAAGUUCUCUGGAAAAGUUAAAGAAAUGUCUUCUAAUGUAAAAUUCUCCCACGGCUACAUAUGUAAGAAAUGACGCCUUGUUCCACUAUUUCGGGUAGCGUAUUCGGUGUAGGAGUAUUUUACAUGUGUGCACAGGCAAAAAUAAUUGUACGAUAUCCGAAACGUUUAAGUAUAUAUGAAUGCGCAACAUGAUCGUAUGGUGAUUCAUAAUAUAUGCGUAUCACAAUUUCAUUUGAUUUAAGAUCAUUAAAAAUUUCUUCUUAUUUUUUUAAAACAAACCCAAAUAGUAAGAAAUAAUGUUCCUAGAUUUUAAAGAAACAUUGCAACUAGUACGGAUAUGAAUUCGAAUAUGAAAAAAUGCCGAAUAAAGUACAGAAAAAGAAUUUUGUUAAAUUAGAAUAGAUUUGUUGGAUUUAUUUGGUCAUGAAAAAAUUGCAAAUGGAAACCAAGCCAAGUGAAUUCAGUCUCUUUGGCAAAAAGAUCGUGGGAUUAAGUUUCAUCAGUUCAUGCGAAAAUUUUCGUCGAGUCGCGAAGUUUGCCUCUUGAAUUUCUUCCCUCGCUUCUUCUGCGAUUUGCUAAAAUUAUCCAGUACCUUCGACACUGGCGAACGAAGUACCAUGAAAGAUUUUUCCUCAGACGUGUAAAACCGCAACUAACACUUGAUAUUAAGACUUUGUAUACAUAUGCACAACCUUCGACAGGUUUAACUAUCUAAUACCAUAUCAAUCGCAUUUACUCAAUUUAAUAAUAUUUAAGUUGCAUCUUGAAAUAAAAUUAGCUAAAGCUUCGCAAAAAUGCGAAAAACAAAUUACUUAGCAAUGUCAAGUUUUUGUAUUGCUGAAACAUUUUAGUAGGUUACUCUUCGUGGUAUUAACCUAGCAAGAGAUAAGCAGUAAAAUAAUGCGACUUUAAUACAUGAGAGAAGAAAGAAACAUAAAAAUUAAGCAAGAAACAAUAAUAUUUUUGUAACUUAGACCGAUAUGUCGAGGGUAUUUUCUUGCAUACAGGUUUUCCUUGUCUACCAAAGAGGUUGUAUAAAAAUAUUUCUUAAGUUGAAAAUUUUUUUCAUCUAUAGUUUUUAGAACAGGUGUCAGUUUGACGUAAUUUAUGAUAAUUCUAUAAAUAAUUCAAUUUCACUAAACUUCAUACAAUCAUAAAAGCUAAGUAAAUUAGCAAAACUCAACACUCAAUGAAGAAAAGUGGAAUUCAAUAAUGUAAAUUGACUAAAAAGGAUUAUAAAUGAAAUAUUAUGUUAUUCCUAACAUAAUAGUUAAAUUAGCUGAGAAUUACAAAAAUAUAUAUGCUAUGAAAAUUUAUCUAUAGAAUAUGAAUUGAAAUAUCAACACAAAGAUUUUAUUAGCAUAUCCGAGUGAAUUAAAGUAGAAUUUUAAGCAAUGAUUCUAUGGAAGAAUGUAGAAAGAAUCUUUUACUCAAAUGUGAAUGUUUCCGAUAAGCGACAAAAGAAAUCUAGCGUAUCGUAUCGUAGCCUUAAUUCAGGCGUGUUGUAUCCGAUUUCCUUUUGCCCACCCUUUACGCUGGAUUGGUAAUGCUCAUGCGCCGCAUGAGCAAUCGUAUUCCAUAGUCCAUAGGCGCAGUUGAAAUGAAUUCCUAAGUCCUAUGAGUGACGGGCGGAUUGUCGCCAUAUGGUCGUGAGCAUGAGUGUUUUCGGAUAACAUUUAUCAAAUGUAAAUAUUUUCUGUAGAACAAAAAACCUAAGCGACCGUGGCGAUGCGAUGGAAAAGAAUUAUUCGAGUCUGUCUAUGAAGAUGAAUUGAAGAUUCUUGAAAACGUGUAUGGCUAUUCAUUGAGUUGUUAACUAUAGUCGUUAACUAUGAAUGACAGUGAACUAUGAACUAUCUUACUAUAUCUAGUUUGCGAUGUUUAUAACUUUGUCUAUUAUUGUGUCGCCCACAUAUGUAUCUGAUACUAAAUAUAGAAGUAAAUCUAACAUGUACAUACAUAUAAUAAAGUUAAGUCACGUAGGAUAUUUAUACUUUUACUUAAUGUUUUUAAUUACUUUCAUCACAUUGCAUGGUGUGGUAUGAAAUAUUAUGUUAACAAUCAAUUUAUGUACGAAAUUCAUGCUUUUUAAUCAUAUUUAACAAAUAAUAAGCAUCUCUAUAGAAUAUUAUCCAAUUAUUAAUUUUGAUGUUUCGGUAAUUCCUAAACAAGUUAUUUGUUAUGUGCCUAAUACCUAGUAAUAAACAUUUACAUUUGAAUUUCGAAAUGAUUCGAACAUUUCUACUAUGUACUGUGAACAUGAUUCGAUGUUUAAAGUUCUUGAAAGCCUUGAUGGGUUUCAUAAUCUUCAAAAAAGUCUAUCUUAUAUUUUAUAUGUUAUGUAUCUUAUAUAAAAUAUUGAAGAUCGAAUAUACUAUGAAAGAUCAUAUAUGAGAUAUUAAAUGCCUCCAAGAUUUAAGAAAUUCAAUAUCUAUAUAUCAAGAUUUAAGAUUCAAUCGUCAAGUUUUUCAAAAAUAUCGAAUUAUGUUCGAAGAGAUUCUAAUUUUUUGUCAUACGUGGAUAUUCAAAGCGAUUCAAAUCAUUUCGAAGCACAUCGCUAUCUACGCCGUGCAUGUUUCUCUCACAGCAUCAUCGAUUUCCCAAACUAAAAUUAAUACAUUGCGGUCGAUUAAUUAAUUAUUUAUUACGAGACAACUAACCUUAAAGCACGCCCUCUUAACUGUCUCGAUGACGCGCAGCCUUGAUCAUCUCCGAUACGGGACACGAGCGCAUUUACUCAAAUGCGUCCGCCAUAACCUUAGCCUGACGUCAUUGGCUGACACUUCUUUAUCUAUCGUGAACAUUCCACGGUGCACGAAGAGAAACUCCUGACAUGUUUAUCAGUGCAUCGUUGAUAACUUUAUCAAUAAUGUCGGAGUAAGUGAUCUACCGUGGUGCUCCAGAAAUGUAAUUCGUUACCAUUACCGUGAUACUACGACUAUGUGAGCGUUACAUUAACAAAGAAUGGUUAUCAUGUACCAUUAUCUUUCUUGUAAUAAUGUAAUAACACCGAAGCCACGUUCAGUUUCAUACGCUCAAUCCUUAUUUUCCUACAUGAUUUGUGUGACACGCGGAAUACAACGUUAUAAAGGUUUGACAGACUUGGGAGCCUGUCAUGAGCUGUAAUCAGAGUAUAAACAAUGUGCAGGCAAAGGGGCUGCAAUGAUGGAAGAUCCACAAACACCAGGAUCUGAUUGUAACUCCAAUCCUGCAACAGAUUCUAUUCAACAUGAUUUAAUUAGCUCUGAAUUUGUGCAGGACAAUGUGGAGUAUCAAUGGUUCAUUGAUUAUGGCUACAGAGAUGGAGGGCUUCAUGUUCAUCCAAGCGUAUUGUCCUCACUCUCUGCUUCAUAUUCUCGAGAAGAUCUGGGCUAUUAUGAUGACCUUGCCCGUAAUCUGGAUGCUAAUUUGGCAGAAAUUGAUAUGGAAAGCUUUCGUACAGCAGAUAUCCAUACUCUGCUUACAGCAUUGCCUGUCAUGUGCACAGAUCCAGUUCAGCAUUCAGAGUUUAACUAUCAAAGGGAACGAUAUGCCAGUAUAUCUGGAUCUGUUAUGGAAAAACUUGACAUCGGUUCAUCAAUCAGCCCUCAUACCAGCAGCCAGGGAGAAGAUUCCGCCUGUUCAACAACAGAUACAAUUUCCAUAUGCAAAUCAUCAUUACUCUUCUCUCCUCUGAAAGAGACACCCAUACUACCACCAGGGGGUAGCUAUAGCGUCGACUCUCUGGACUGUGAGGAUAUGCUACUAACAUGCCAGACAAAUAAUAAAGAGAACUAUACUAUUGCUUUUGAGGGUAGUAUUACAAUGUAUUCAGAUGGUUCGCAAGAUUUUGAUAAUCAAGAAAAACAGCAAAAAGCUUAUGAAACUGUAGAACCAUAUUAUAAUAGAAAUGCGGAUUUGAAAAAUGUAUUAGACUUAUCAAUGGCAUGUUCUGAUUCUAAAAUAUAUACAACAUGGAGCAAUUUGAAACAUUCUUCUAUGAAUAAAAUUAUAACCCGUCAUCCGUCAGGCAAUAAUAAUACAAUACCGGAAUUUUCACAUGGUGUGGAAAAUAUCAUAUCUGUAACAAACAAGAGAAGUCAAAGUUUGCCAGAUCUUACUCAGGCUACACAAUUCCAUCUCAAUAUGCCUCUCAAUUUUUCUGUUGAUUCUGCAGAAUCAAAUAAUCACGUACAACAAUUACAUAGUUCAGGAUCUGUAAUGAGUCGGUCUAUAAACGAAGAAAGUUCUGAUAAUGGGGAACAUAAUUCAACAGGAAAGAAAUUGCAAAAUUUAAGUCUUGUAAAAUUAUUUAUGAAACAAAAAAGUAUGAGUGCUGAAGGAAUGAGUCUUACAUUGGAUCAAUCUGACUCUGCUAGUGAUAAUGGAUGGCCUACAAACAAUAGUGCUAGUGAUAGUGGUACUAAUACAAAUACGCAAAUACAACGGCAAAAUAUAAAUAAUAUCCCUAAACGUCAAGUUCCAGAAAGUGAUUUUUCUAUUAAUUGGGUUAAAAGUGAUCAACAUAACAAUCAAGAAACAGAAAAUCAGAAAGACAGUUUUAACGACAUUCCAAAAUAUACAUCAACGAUAAGUGAACAAAAGGAUGAAAUGAUAUCAUCCGCAUCUAUAGAAGAGCUAUCAGAGAACAUGUCUAAAUCAGAUCUAACACACGAUAAUAAUGCCGACCAAAAUGACAUUAAUGUUAUUCCUAACGUUUUCGAACAUCAGCGAAAAACUGCAUGGGUCAAAUCAUUAGAAAAGAAAUAUCCAAUUUGCAAAACGACAGGUAUUCAAGCAAUAGCUGAGACAGAGGAUAAUUCAGUUCAAACAUCACUAGUAUAUAUACCACCUGUAAAAGAAAAAGAAAAUCCAUCUUUACGAGAAACGAUUGUUAAUAAAAAACCAGUUUAUGUUGUAUAUCCGAAUUACGCUUUACCGGACUUAUCGUUUCUCAACAUUAAAGAUACAAAGCUAGAUUGUGUAACUUUAAAGCCGCAAUGUUUUGGAAAAAAUAGAGUUAGCUGGAAACAUACUGGUAGAUCUGGUAGACCAUUCUCAUGUAAUGAUAUAGACACGUUACGUCAACGUGGAUUUUCACAUGUUAAAGACUGGGAGUCGUUAACAUUCCUUUUGCCUACUGAGUACAAGAAAAUUUUGCACGAUGUACCAGAAGUUUCGAGGCAUAUCAAUAUUCACGAAGAAACGAAGAAGCCUCUAUUUUGUUUAUCCCCUCCAAUGCGUCAUAAAACUCGUACUAUAAGCGAAAUCAUACCAAAUAAUUCAUCCUCUACUAGUAGUACCGCGACACAACCAUCCUCCGGAUAUCGAGGAUCUUCUACAAUAUUAACUGAUUCUUCAACAAAUCAACAAACGUUAAAUAAUGCAACCAAUCCAUUGUAUCUUUACCGUUAUGAUAGUAUUAGUUCUGAGGCCAGUUUAGUAAGUAAUGAUAAAAAGAUUCAUAGGCAAAUUAGUAAGACAAAAACAGCCUGUCCAUCUUUUCCAAAACGAUCGAUUUCUUUACCACAUGGAGAUCGUGAAUCCGAAUUUUCUAGCGGUAAAGUGCCACCAAGACCACCUUUACCCAGAAGUAUUUUAAGAAAAAGUAAGGUUCCUGCAAGUAAGAGAUAUAGCAUGUUCGAAAUGGGAGAUGUAGAAGAAAUAGAGGAUCAAUCACCUGAAACAAAUAAAAGAAUGUCUUUACAAGAACCAUAUUAUAUGAAUAAUGAUUUACAAUUAGCAUGUCGUGGUCGAGUCGCUGAUCCAGAAAAAGAUGUCGAUGAGACGGAAGAAAGAUAUCACACAGAAAGAGUAAAUGAAAUAGCUAAUACCGGAGACUUAGAGACUGAAAAUUCUGAAAAUAGCGAAGACGACGUAAAACAACUGGAAGAAUUUCUGAAGCGCAGCGGUUUCUCGUCACAAAGUAGUGAUGGAGAUACUGAAGAUCCCGAUGUUAAAUUAAGAUCGUAUGUAAGAAAGUUUUUAGCUCUCAGGAUGAAUAAAGAUGUUACCAAAGCUACUGAUAUGAUAGAAUCACAGAAAAAGACUGUCAGUUUUGCCGUAAACCAAAGGAAAAAGUAUUUAGACAAUAAGGGUAACUUAAACGUUACUACAAAUGAACAAAGUAAAGAUAUUGUAUUCACAGAUGAAAGAAGAGCAAUGAGUCCAGAUAAUAAAUUGGAUUUAGAUGAAAAGAGAAAAAUGAUAUUAUCCGUAAAUAAAGCGGUAGAUUUGUUACUGAAAUAUUGGAACACUGAAUCAAUCCAUAGUAGACAAAAUUACAAUGAUAAAAAUGAAUGUGCUCAAAUCUGUGUUAGCAACUUAUGUCCAGCUUUGUAUGCCAUCAUGUCAGAUGGGUUGAAAUCACAUUUAAAUUCAACAUUUGGACCAAUAACAAAUAGUGUUUGGCAAGUGGUUGAAGCAUCUUCUCAACAAGGUCCAGUUACUAAAACAUUGAAUGAAUUAGUGCAAAAAAUUAAUGGUGAAGAUGUUAUUACUGAGGGAAUGCUAAAGUUUCAUGCAUUUGUAUUUGGUUUAUUAAAUUUAAGAGCUUUGGACGCAUGGUUUGCAUAUUUAUGUACAAGGGAAUCCAUCUUAAGGAAACAUUAUAAUAAUAACAGCUUAUUUGUAGCAGCUUUGGCCAAUGCAAGUGCACGAGAAGUUGUGGAUGCUCUCUUACAUAUUUUAAAUCCUCUUGCGUUUUGCCCAUUUCAGCUUGACCUUUUAUAUCAAUAUCGUCAACUUCAUAAUAGUUUCGGCAGUUUAAAUAAUCAUACAAUAAACGCUGUAAACUUUAGAAAUGUCGACCUUGCUGCAAACGAACAUCAUUUUGAUAAAACGGAUACAUGUGCAAUAGUUUCUAGUCCCAGAAAAGUACGCCCACGAUCGUGCGUUGCUUAUACAAACUACGAUGACAAGCCUGGUGGUAUAAAUAAGUCAGAUAUGGAAACUGUUAAAAAACGCUUAAGUAAUCCUAUAGGUUCGAAAAUAUUUCGUGCUCUCGAUAAACUGGCUUCCGAAGAUUCCGAAGAUUAUACUGAUAGUUUAGAACAUUCACCAUUGAAUAGAGCAUCGAAUAGACAACCUAUAUCGAGAAAAUCUCAUAGUCCAGAAAAUAAAAUAGAUGAUGAAGACAAUAUAUCCGGAGAAGAGAAAUUUAGGAAACUCCAAGAAAAAUGGGAAUUAAUGGUUGGAAAAGAAGAUGCAAAGAUUCAACCACCGAUAUCAUCACCAUUGUCACCCACAAGAACGCCUACCAGUGUAGGAAAAUCUAAAAUACCUAGGCUUCUUACUUCUCCGGUAAAACAAUCAAAUACAACAACAGGACCUGUUAAAAGCACAAAAUCUCCCAUUUCGGGAAUUCCAUCGUUGAAAAAACCGGUCAUGUUAUCAACGACGAAAACUACUCCAAAAAAGCCAGUAGAAGUAAGGAACAAAGAUGCAACAAAGCGUACUAGUAGAGUGGAUCAGGAAAUUGUAGGAGCAACAAGAACUCAUUUAACACGACCUAGUUCGCUACCGUACAAGUCUUACGGGGUAAUGUCUAAGGAUAAACAUUUAGUAUCUCCUCAAAGACGAGCAGCGUCUACGUCUUUACCACGGCCAACUACUACUAGUACCACAAGAAACCAUCCUACAAAAAAGCCACUUAAAGAGGUUCGCACACUCACGCAUAGAAUGCCAUCAGAUAAUGGGCAUCUUGCAUUUGCGGAAGGAGAGAAACUGAAAGUAAUUCUAGAGGUAGAUAGUAAGUGGUUGUUAUGUGCCAGAGGUGAUCGAAAAGGUCUGGUUCCGCGGAUGUGUGUGUAUAACAUUCAGACUUAGCCCCAAUAAAUAUCAGUAAACAGAGAAAUAAUUUAAGUGGAACAAAGAUAUAAGACUUUAAUGUUAUGAAGAUAUUCGAUGAAAUGAAGAAGAAAUGUGUACAGUGUAUUAAAGGAGAGGCAUAGAAUUGUUUUUAAAUUAUGAUAUAGUAAUUGUUAUUACUCAUAAUUGUUUGAAGCUUCAUUUAUAUCGGAUUGCGAUAGUAUUAUCUCAGUCAUACUGUCAUUGAUGAGAAAAUAGGUAUCACUAGUCAUAGGCUUUCAAACCAGAUUAUAUUUAAUUAAUUGAACAUACACCUAUUUAUAACCAGAAUGUACAUAUAUACAGUAAAAUAUGAUAAUAAUGAUGAUAAAGACGAUAAUGACAUGUAAUAACUUACAAUAAUUAUGAAUGUAACUGUGAUCAUAGUGUAUAGGUAAGUUUAUUAAUGCGACUGUGCGAUAACGUUGAAUUUUAUUUUUAAUCUUCUAACUUAUAUUUUAGUCUUAUCUAUUCCGUACAUCGCACGAUUAACAGAUAUCUCGUUUAGUUUUAUCUGGUGUAUAAAUUAUUACAUCGCGUGCUUGUGGUUCGCAACAAUCACAUUUUUUUACUUGCUUCAUGUAUUCUUUAGUAUGCUGAAGCAUACAAUAUAAUCAAAUAAAAUCUAAAAUUGUAAUUGUA
Molecule: messenger RNA, 8924 nt
Organism: Bombus pyrosoma
Lineage: Eukaryota; Metazoa; Arthropoda; Insecta; Hymenoptera; Apidae
Exons: 13
Coding region: 3618-8261 (1547 amino acids)
Cellular component (GO): cytoplasmic vesicle
Molecular function (GO): protein binding
Source: RefSeq, a predicted model, not a curated record